This is a messenger RNA of Chinchilla lanigera (long-tailed chinchilla), 3870 nucleotides long. It is a transcript of the gene Poln, whose product is annotated as polymerase (DNA directed) nu. Bases 72 to 2513 code for a protein of 813 amino acids. Gene Ontology annotation, biological process: DNA-templated DNA replication; double-strand break repair. NCBI's taxonomy places the organism in Eukaryota, Metazoa, Chordata, Mammalia, Rodentia, Chinchillidae. The record is from RefSeq and is a predicted model, not a curated record. Gene Ontology annotation, molecular function: DNA binding; DNA-directed DNA polymerase activity. The transcript has 20 exons.
GCUUCCUCCGCGCUGCGUCGGGAUCGUUUCCUGGGAGCUUGGCGGAUGCUCAUUGGGCCGUCGGGGACUUUAUGAAAAUGGAAAAUUCUGAGGCAUGUGUAGGCUUUGAUCUCUGUGAGACACCACUCUCCAGUGUUGCUCAGAAGAUCAUGUCUGCUAUGCAUUCAGGUGAUGUAGUGGAUUUUAAGAACUGGGGAGAGAGUACAAAGACUGUAGAAAUGACCACCAAAUCCAGUGUUAAGUAUUCAGUGCUACUUGAAGAUGGGAAAGAUCAAUCUCUGGAAGGAAGGAAUCCUAAAUCUUUAACAAGCCAAGCAUUGAAAGGGUCCAUCAGGCUCCCUCCUUGGUCCUCCACAGCCAGGCUCACAGAGCAGCUGUCUGCUGACCAAAAGCAAAAGAGCAUCAGCCCUCGCUCCAGCAGUUUAAUUCCACAGUAUAAUCAAGAGGCUUCCAUUCCACAGAAAACAGAGAAUAAGAGAAAGCAUUUCCUAAAGGAAAAUAUAAACAAGGAAAAUAAGGAAAGCAUGAAACAUAAAAGAAAACAUGUUACAUAUGGUAAUUCAUCAGAGAAAAUAAGUAAACACAUGGCACUGGAAGAGGAUACCAAUGAGGUUGAAGCCUACCUAACCUCUGGGGACUCAGGACACUUUUGCGACAUUAGGUAUUUGGAUGAUUUGGCAAAAAGCCAGCUGACAGGAGUGCUGAAGCAGGCAGCAGCCCUGGUAGUAACCCUGAUGUAUAAGGAUGGCUCCACCCAGUUAAGAGCUGACCAGGCCCUGACUUCCUGUGUUAAAGGGGUUGUGAUGUUACUUAAGAGACAUGUGGAGGCAGGCAACAGCUUUCUGAGUGAUCCGGCCUUCGGUGGUGGCCUGGCAGGAGGAUCCAAGCAAGGGGAUUGGUGCAUAUACAUACACACAGAGCACACCUGUGUCUGGGGCCGAGAACAAGAGGCACAUAGGCAAUUUGCCAGGGAGGUGCUGUUUCAAACACUGAAAUGUAAAUGCCCUGUCAUUUGUUUCAAUGCCAAGGACUUUGUGAGAACAGUACUGCAGUUUUUUGGUGACGAUGGCAGUUGGAAGCAUGUUGCUGAUUUUGUAGGACUAGAUCCCAGAAUUGCUGCGUGGCUCAUAGAUCCCAGUGACGCCGCACCUUCUUUUGAGGACUUAGUGGCGAAACACCUUGAAAAGUCCAUUACAGUCAAAGCAAGCAGCACAUUUGGAAAUUCCUCAAGAAAUAGUGUGAAUCAGAAUGUAUGUGUGAACCUGAGUAUACUGUACAGACUUACGAUGGACCUGUGUUCCAAGCUGAAGGCUAAUGGUUUAUGGCAACUAUUUUGUACUUUGGAGCUUCCUCUGAUCCCAAUCUUGGCAGUGAUGGAAAACCACAAGAUUCAGGUGAACAAAGAAGAAAUGGAGAGGAUGUCAGUGCUUCUUGGGGCACGUCUCAAAGAAUUGGAGCAAGAAGCCCAUUUUGUUGCAGGAGAACAGUUUCUUAUAAUGAGUAGUAAUCAACUCAGAGAGAUCCUCUUUGGCAAGUUGAAGCUGCACCUGUUGAGUCCCAGGAAGAUCCCCCCCAGGCCAGGGGCACAGCGGUACCCGUCCACGUCGGAGGCUGUGUUAAAGUCUCUGCAAGACCUUCAUCCCUUACCCAAGAUAAUUUUGGAAUACAGGCAGGUUCACAAGAUCAAGUCAACCUUUGUAGAUGGAUUACUAGCUUGCAUGAAAGAGGGUUCCAUUUCUUCUACAUGGAAUCAGACUGGAACUGUGACCGGCAGACUUUCAGCCAAGAAUCCUAAUAUCCAAGGUAUCUCCAAGCAACCAAUUCAAAUUACUACACCUCGAAACUUUAAAGGUAAAGAAGAUAAGACUCUCACAGUCUCCCCGAGAGCUCUGUUGGUCUCUUCCAAAGGCCACACCUUCCUAGCAGCAGACUUUUCACAGAUUGAAUUGCGCAUUCUUGCACAUUUAUCUGGGGAUCCAGAACUUCUGAAGUUAUUCCAGGAAUCUGAAAGAGAUGAUGUAUUUUCUACCUUGACUUCACAGUGGAGGAACAUUCCCGUAGAGCACGUGAUGCCAGCAGACAGAGAGCAGACCAAGAAGGUGGUGUACUCUGUGGUCUACGGAGCAGGAUACCUCCCUGCGUGUGCACAGAACUCCCUGCUUGAGUCAGAUCUGCAUUCAGCGAGCCCCUCUCAGCCAGUGUUCAUUACCGUUCAAGUUGCCACAUCUUCAAGACUUAAAACAGCACGCUUUCACUGCUACAGUGUCUGUGGGGGCAGGCGUGUCGUGGCCAGGUCCCCUGCAGGCUGCUGCAGGAUGCUGACUGGGGCUGGGACCUCGAGCGAGCUUCGCCUGGGGAGGCACCUACCUCGCUCAGUGUCUGGCUCCCUCUGGCCUGUGGGCCCCAGCCUGGUAGAGCUCAUGUGCUCAGGGCAGGUGGCAGGACCCUUCUGCUCUGCUCGCUCACACCUGGCAGAGAAGGCACAGAGUCGCCAAACUCUGAGAACAUUCUGAUUGUGGGCAUAGUGUCUGGAGAACAGGUCAGGAGGUGAGCUCGGCAGGGACAAUGGGGACACUUACUACUGUCAUCAGUCACCUGGCCCAUUUCCUCCCCCUGUACCCGAGCCCAGGAGGACCGUCAUCUCUCCUCUCCACAUCUCUGCUCCUCAGAGAAAGGUGGCCUCCUGUCCGUCCAAUGGGCUCCUUCUGCAGCAUUUGCUUUGUUUUCUGGAGAGGAGUAGAGCUGCUGUGUAAAUAAGCAGUGAGUCACUAGCUGUGCUGCCAGCGAAGAGGGUAAUUUGGCUACUUUUAGCCUGGAUGGUGACAGGGGCGCCUACCCUAAGGCUCUGUCUCUGCUACCCUCAUUGUUCCACCCGCCUGACAGCUGGAAUUAGCACUUGUGUGCGCCUGGCUUAGGCUGUGCCUUGUUCUCCCUUGUUUGAGACCAGAACCUAUGGAUGAGCGGGGUGGAGGGUGCAAGUGAACUCACCAGGUUCCCGGGCUUCUGGGGACCCUCAAGAAGGCUGAUGCCAAGACAGUGGCCAGGCAGCUCCCAAAGGUGUGCCUCAUGCAUUUUCAAAAAACCAGCUCUGAGCAACCUAGCCACUACUGAUGGAGAUGCUGGGCCACCAGUGUCUUGGGAAAAUCAGUUCCUCAACCACUGUGAGGACCAGCUGUAAGACAAGCAAACAAGGUACUGCAAAGGUACUGCAAAGUGGGUGCAAUGCUUGGCCCCUGCAAGCUGUGGAGCAGGCCUGGCCCCACAGCACCUCAGACUCGUGCACCCCAUAUGUUGUUGUCUGGGCCUUGACCCCGGGCUGGCUUGCAGCCCACAUCCUCUCCUGCAGGUGGCUGAAGUCACCAUCUGUCUACUUACAGCGCACCUCCGCAGCUCACGGAUCCUUCUCCACCCUGGGCUGGCUGAGCUCCUUCUUUCUUAGAGUCAGCCUGACACUGAGUCUUCCCAGUACUUCCUCAGCGUGCUCCAUGUCCAGUCACACCAUCAGUAGUGCUUACUGAGUGUGUGCCCUGCGCCAGGAGCUCUGUGGACAAGGGCUCAGAGCCCACUCCCAAGGGGCUCACCUCUGUCUGCAGAGACAAGGGUGAACCCAACACUGCAUCUAGUGGGCAAGGAGCCUGAGGAUCAUAUCCAGCAUACACACAGAGCCCAUGAGCCCAGGAUUCUGCCCAGAGCAGCGACACCUGGGCUAUGCAGGUCUGUCAGGGUCUACUGCACAGCACUCCUGGGGCCUACUGCGGGUCAGGCACUUGCUCAUCGCUAAGACAGAACUGAGAGUACAAAUGAGCAAUAUGUGUGGGGUGGCACUUGGAGAAAAGAGAGUGAAGAUAUCUAUCCAAAGUUAACUCUAAG